GGAACCGAUGUUACGAAAACACUGAAUUUUCGUUACAGAACACUGACCGCGCGCGUUUGGAGGUGUUUGGAAACCGGAGUUUUCUGUUGGAAGACACCCGUUUGACAGUCAUGCUGAAAGCUGUGGGACAAGUUUUAUUCUCAACAGGACUUAAGAAUCCUAAAUUCACGGCAGAAGAGGCAAAGGAGCAGGACUACGAGAUCCGCACUUAUCAUGCCACUAAAUGGGUGAGCACCUCUCUGAAGGGGAUGCACUGUGAGGAGGCCAUGAAGACCGGCUUCCGCAGGCUCUUCAACUACAUCCAAGGAAACAAUCAGAAAAAGGCCAAAGUGGAGAUGACUGCGCCUGUGACGUGCCGUGUUGACCCUGGAGCCGGCCCAAACUGCGAGUCUCAGUUCACCGUUUCCUUCUACAUCCCAGACGAACUUCAGGCCGAGCCGCCCGAGCCGAGCGACCCCGAGGUGUUUGUGGAGCACAGGAAAGAGUUCGCCGCCUACGUCAGGACUUACGGUGGUUUCUCCAAUGAUAAUAUGAGGCGAGACGAGCUGCUGAAGCUGAUGGAGAGCCUGAAGAGGGAUGGCGUGGAGUUUGUUGAUCAGCCGUACUACACGGCCGGCUACGACAGCCCCUUCAAACUCACCAACCGCAGGAACGAGGUGUGGGUGCUCAGGAAGGCAUUCGAGCAGUAGAAACUCAACUGACUACAACGCAAUAAUAAUGUUUAAAUCGCUCGAUAAAUUCAGUUUAGCAGCUUAUUAAUAUCUGAAAGAAAAAUAAAUUGUUUUUUAUUUUUGACUUGAUAAGAAGAAACCAAACAGAGCUCCAGCAGGGCAACAUUUAUGUGACUAUUAACAAAGAAAUGAGACGAAAUGUCCAGCAGAGGGCGCCAAUGAGUUAAUUAAAAGGGGAAAACCACAAGUGCCUCAACUAAUUCAGAUUUUUAUUUUCUAGCUAAUUUUAAAAAAUAAAUUUAAUGUUUGGAUUUUUCAUUAGACAAAUUCUUUAUGCACUAAACUGCCUUAUAAAUUGAACAUAAACGGAAAGUUUAGCUGCUGCAGUUGCUUCACCUGUCCAGACUGUCAAGAGACGGAGACACAAAGUCAAAUGAUCAUUUAAACAGUAAAACAACACUAAGAUUACUCACUACUUGGUUUAAAUGUGCACUAAGUACCUAUAUAUAUAUAUAUA
Molecule: messenger RNA, 1188 nt
Organism: Nematolebias whitei (Rio pearlfish)
Lineage: Eukaryota; Metazoa; Chordata; Actinopteri; Cyprinodontiformes; Rivulidae
Gene: hebp2
Product: heme binding protein 2
Exons: 5
Coding region: 111-689 (192 amino acids)
Cellular component (GO): cytoplasm
Source: RefSeq, a predicted model, not a curated record